AUGUCAACGUCCCUGCACGGCACAAUCCACUGGCUCGAGAUACCUGUCAUAGACGCCGCUCGAGCCGCGGCCUUCUACACCUCGAUCUUCGGUUGGGAAUGCACGACAUUCAACCCCUCGUCCGCGUCCACCCCUACCAACGGCAACAGUUCCGCAGGUUCAAUCCACAUGUUUCGCCGGGGCACCAAUCUCAACGGCGCAUUCAUACAGGUUCCUCAGGGUUGCCUGGUCCAGGCAUGGGGCUCCGAGGCCCCUGGCGGGAGAGUCAAUAUGGCGGUUCUGACGACCUUUGCGGUCGAUAGCAUCGAGGGGACAAUGAGGCUGGUUGAGGACAUGGGCGGGAGGAUGCACUUGUGA
Messenger RNA from Diaporthe amygdali, 357 nucleotides. RefSeq lists its product as uncharacterized. The record is from RefSeq and is a predicted model, not a curated record. Bases 1 to 357 code for a protein of 118 amino acids. NCBI's taxonomy places the organism in Eukaryota, Fungi, Ascomycota, Sordariomycetes, Diaporthales, Diaporthaceae. The transcript has 3 exons.